ACUCUCCGGAUCGCUCCGCCGUCCGCAGCUCCGUGUGUUGAUGUACCAUGCAGUCUGCAGCGGAGGACGCACCGCGCGCUCGGGAUGCUGCCGCCUCAGCCUCGUCUGCACUAACGGAGUAGUCGUCCCUCCAUCCUUUUCUUCUCUCCUCUCCUCUUUUUUCUCUCUGUUUUCUCCCAGCUGAAGUCGCGGGACCUCGCUGCUUUCACUCCGCUGCACCUGCACCCUUUUUUUUCUCUGUGGAUAAAAAGGCAUAAGGGCUUCUGUCUGUCUGCUGCUCUUACAUCUCCACGGCCGGUUGGAUCUCUCAGACCGUGUGUCCGGCACUCAUGGAUGGGUUUCUGGCUUCAUGCAUGAUGUGCUGGUGGAGGGUUCUGCUGCUCUCGGCCGUUCUGCGCCGCUCUCUCGGCUCUAUCCUGGACUGCCCGCCCACCUGCAGCUGCUCCAGCACGGAGAUUUUCUGCAAUAAGUCCUACCAGGGAACCUUUUUCCCUCUUCUCGCAUUGCAUGAAACUGGCGGCGAGGGGAACGGAACCCACAACAGCAUACCGGACCUGUUUGAGAACAUCACCUCCAUACACAUUGAGAACUGGUCGGGCCUCCAGACUCUACGCGAUGUGGACAUGGCACUGUACACUGGACUCCAAAGACUAACCAUCAUGAACUGCAAUCUGAGGGGGAUCCUACCUCGAGCCUUUGCGCAGAACCCACAACUACGCUACAUAAACCUGUCGCGGAACCCCCUGACCACUCUUUCCUGGCAGCUUUUCCAGCAUCUGCAGCUUAUUGAUCUGAGGCUGGAGGGGGUCGUCUUUAACUGCAGUUGUGAUAUCCGCUGGAUCCAACUGUGGCAGCAGAAGGGCGAGGCUGGACUCCAUAACCAGCAGCUGUUCUGCAACAACGGCUUCAGCAAAAUCCCUCUGCAGCUCAUGAACAUCUCACAAUGCGAUUUACCGGAGAUCAGUGUGACCCACAGUAAUGUGACCGUUACGGAGGGGGACAGGGUCACCAUCACCUGCAACGGCUCGGGAGUUCCUGUACCGGACGUGGACUGGAAUGUUAAUGGACUUCACUCAAUCAACACACACCAGGCCAUUCAGUAUCCUCCGAAUGUCCACUCCAUCAAACUAAGUCUGUUCAACGUCAGUCGAGAUGACAAUUUCUUCAUGCUGACCUGCAUUGCUGAGAACGUGGUGGGGAUGACCAAUGCUUCUGUCACACUGUCUGUGCAGUUCCCACCCACCAUCGUGCGGUUUGGGGAGCCAGAGAAAUGGCAUGACACCUGUAUGAUGUUCACGGUGCGGGGGCACCCCCUCCCCACGCUGCGCUGGAUCUACAGAGACGGCGAGCUGACUCAGUCUGAGUACGUACGCACAGAGAUGGAGGUUUAUCAGGACUAUCUGGAGGGCUGUCUGGUGUUUAAGGACCCGACGCACCACAACAACGGAAACUACACACUGGAGGCCCGAAAUGCACUGGGCACGACCAGCAAGACGGUGUACGCCCACUUCAUGGGGGCGCCAUUCUCAGUUCACCCCUCCCUUCAUUCUCCAGUGAGUCCGAGUCUGACGCCCACCAUCGCAGUCACACACCGGCCGGAAGAGGACACUUUCGGGGUUUCUAUCGCGGUGGGCUUGGCUGGAUUUGCCUGUGUUCUCCUCCUCGUCAUGUUUGUGCUGAUUAACAAAUAUGGCAGACGCUCCAAGUUCGGCAUGAAAGGUCCUGUAGCUGUUAUCAGUGGUGAAGAAGACUCUGCCAGUCCUCUCCAUCAUGUCAAUCAUGGGAUUAUAACCCCGUGUACGCUGGACGCCGGACCGGACGCUGUGGUGAUCGGCAUGACCCGAAUACCGGUGAUAGAGAACCCUCAGUACUUCCGACACGGACACAACUGCAACAAGCCUUCUACAUACGUGCAGCACAUAAAGAGAAGGGACAUCGUGCUGAAGCGGGAGCUCGGCGAAGGGGCCUUUGGGAAAGUGUUCCUGGCAGAGUGUUAUAACCUCAGCCCCACCAAGGACAAGAUGCUGGUGGCUGUCAAGACCCUGAAGGACCCGACGUUGGCAGCGAGGAAAGAUUUCCAGAGAGAAGCUGAACUCCUGACCAACCUGCAGCACGAACACAUCGUCAAGUUUUACGGCGUGUGUGUGGACGGUGACCCCCUCAUCAUGGUAUUUGAGUACAUGAAGCAUGGAGACCUGAACAAGUUCCUCAGAGCUCAUGGUCCUGAUGCUAUGAUCCUGGUUGAUGGGAAGCCGCUGCAGACCAAUGGGGAGCUGGGCCUGUCUCAGAUGCUGCACAUAGCCACUCAGAUCGCCGCGGGGAUGGUUUAUCUGGCAUCCCAGCACUUCGUACACAGAGACCUGGCAACCCGGAACUGCCUCGUGGGUAACGGCCUGCUGGUCAAGAUUGGAGACUUUGGGAUGUCCAGAGACAUUUACAGCACUGACUACUACCGGGUUGGAGGUCAUACGAUGCUGCCCAUUCGUUGGAUGCCACCGGAGAGCAUCAUGUACAGGAAGUUCAGCACGGAGAGUGACGUAUGGAGCUUCGGUGUCAUCCUCUGGGAAAUCUUCACGUAUGGCAAGCAGCCUUGGUUUCAGCUGGCCAAUAAUGAGGUAAUUGAAUGUAUAACUCAAGGUCGUGUGCUGGAGAGGCCGCGGCUCUGUCCUAAGGAGGUCUAUGACAUCAUGCUGGGCUGCUGGCAGAGAGAGCCGCAGCAGAGGCUCAACAUCAAAGACAUCCAGAAAAUUCUCCUUGCCUUGGGAAAAGCCACACCGGUCUACCUGGACAUCCUGGGCUAGAGCGGGUCGGAACCGGCCCGGCGGACCGGACGGACGAGCAAACCCAGGAAUAACCCAAACGACGCGUACCUUAGACACCACUGUCAGACACCUGCGGAGUGGGGACGGACUUAAGUGCCUGCUACACCUUUCCAAAUACUGGAAUACGAGUCUUUGAAAAGCACUUUUACAUUUUGUUUACCUGCAUAUAAAAUUGUACAGUUCUAC
Molecule: messenger RNA, 3008 nt
Organism: Colossoma macropomum (tambaqui)
Lineage: Eukaryota; Metazoa; Chordata; Actinopteri; Characiformes; Serrasalmidae
Gene: ntrk3a
Product: neurotrophic tyrosine kinase, receptor, type 3a
Exons: 16
Coding region: 330-2801 (823 amino acids)
Biological process (GO): multicellular organism development; positive regulation of kinase activity; protein phosphorylation
Cellular component (GO): signaling receptor complex; axon; plasma membrane
Molecular function (GO): neurotrophin binding; ATP binding; neurotrophin receptor activity
Source: RefSeq, a predicted model, not a curated record